AUGAAACAUAAAGUUAAACGUGACAUAAUAAAAUGCAAAAAAAAGUUAGAAAAUUCUAUUAAAGCUUUGGAAGAAAAAAUUUUAAGACUUGAAAUAGAAUAUCAUAAAAAUUGUAAUGUUGAUGGUGGGAAUCUAAUGAAAGGUUGGGACAACUAUUUAAGAAAAGCAUCCCUAGAGCCAUUAUGUUUUAGAACAUUUAGAGAUGACCAUAACGAUGCAUUUGUAGAACGGAUGCUCUCCCUAACCUCCUGCACAUCCCCAGCGGCUGUUUUUUUUCAAAAUGAAAAUCCUGAAAAAGGAAAAUAUAAUCGUUAA
Messenger RNA from Plasmodium gonderi, 315 nucleotides. Its product is annotated as histone acetyltransferase subunit NuA4. The record is from RefSeq and is a predicted model, not a curated record. NCBI's taxonomy places the organism in Eukaryota, Apicomplexa, Aconoidasida, Haemosporida, Plasmodiidae. The transcript has a single exon. The coding region runs from base 1 to 315 and encodes 104 amino acids. Gene Ontology annotation, cellular component: histone acetyltransferase complex.